This is a messenger RNA of Vitrella brassicaformis, 472 nucleotides long. Lineage: Eukaryota; Vitrellaceae. The record is from the annotation of a GenBank genome assembly.
GUGCAAUCAGUUCUUUACUGUGCACGCACAUCGACGAGUCCAGCACGAGACACACAGAGAUCGGAGUAGCUAGAGCGACAAGCAGAUGAUCGCCAGUAGCACCAAAUCAGCAUCCAAUUCACUUUGUUCACCAACCAACAGCUAUCACAAGCCUCUCCUCCUCCCUCCUCCUUCCCCCCCCUCCAUCCAUCCAUCACCAUGACAUCACGCCUUGCAUGUUGCGAGUGUUCCCCUGGCGGCCGCCUCGUCCACCACUUGCUUGACGAAGUCGUUGGCCUCCAGCGUCCCUUUUGGCCUGUACUCCCGCAUCAAAUUGGCCUUGCGCAUGAUGCACCACAGAAUCGGCACCAGGAACAGAAGGGCCGCACCAGCGACGAACACCACGCAGAAGAGCCACAAGUCGAGGCCGAACUCCUUCUCAACGGUUUUGGCCAUCGGGGAAAACAGAACGACAGGAGGGAGGGAGAGGUGG